Molecule: messenger RNA, 924 nt
Organism: Trypanosoma conorhini
Lineage: Eukaryota; Euglenozoa; Kinetoplastea; Trypanosomatida; Trypanosomatidae
Exons: 1
Coding region: 1-924 (307 amino acids)
Source: RefSeq, a predicted model, not a curated record
AUGGGCUGCCAUCAGCGGACGCACAGCACCGCCGCGGUGGACCAUCUCUCCGCAUUGCGCCCCACGGCGGCAGAGGCACAACGCUUCUCGCAGCUCUCAGAGGCCUUGUUCGCAGACGAGGCAGCCGCCCUCUCGCUUAGCCUCCCAGGCAUCAGCGACUGCGAGGUGACCGGUGCAGCUGCCGAGGAGGAGGCGGGGGAGGCGCAGCUCUCAGCGGAGGAGUGCAUGGAGGUCGCGCUUGAGCCGCCGCCGCCGCCGCUGGUGUCGCCUUCAAAAAGGGGUGAACAGCAAGACGAGGGGCGACCGCAAGCAGGCACGGCACUGUGCGCGGGCCAGUCUUCGCUGCCGUCCUUCUCAUGUGCCAUGGUGGAGCUUUCCAUGUGCCGUGACGCGGGUGAAGCUGCGACGGCGUUGGCAACUGCGGUGCGUGCUUUCAUGUCGAGCGACACUUCCGUCAUGAAUCGCGCGGCCUCUGAGCUGCUACUUGCCGGGAGUGACGUGAAGGCGCUUGUUCCAGAUGGCACGCUUCGCGGGAUUCGAAUGGAGCGUAAAUGCAUGAGUCAGUGUGACUUCUCCACCGUGUCGUUCGUCUCCGUGUUCGCGGCAGAGGUGGAUUUCUCUCGCAGCCUCUUCUACGGCGCCAUCUUCCACGACUGCGUGUUUGUCCGCUGCUGCUUUGAUGGCUGCGUUCUGAAGGAGCUGCGGUGCUCAGGGAACGUGCGUUUUGAGGAGUGUUCCUUUCGUUUUGCCAACAUCGAAUUUCGUCUUUCCCGCGGAGACAACGCGACGCGUGCAAAGGUGCUGUUUGACCGCGGCGACUUUGACCUGGCGGACUUUAGCGGCAGUGAUCGGCUUCCAGCGAGGUGCUUCGUGGGGUGCAGCAACACCGACCUUGCCGCGAAGUUUCCCCCAACACGCGUUUGA